AAAAUCUUUCUAUAUGGAUCUGGACAAUUCAACCCGAAAUCGUCAUGGGACCCGACCAAGCUCUUCCUCUGCCGGCUGAGUUUACCGAUGUGGACGCCUACGUGGACUCGCUUUUGAAUUUCGCAACAUCUUCAUGGCUGCUUCAAACACUCUGUGGGGGAGUUCACAUCUUGGACUUCUUCACACGAACUGAGGAUCUUUACUCGUCUCUUCUAUCAAAAGAAUGGAGGGACUGGUUUCAGAGCAGGAGUAUGGUGGACAUUUUGGAUCUUUUUAUGAGAGAAGAUCUCACGCAAUUCGAUGAGCAAAGUUCCGCAGGACCGGACUGUAUUCCAUCUACGAGUUCAGCAUGGCGUGAUGGCGCACCGCCGCCACAGGGCCUGUUGCAGUACAUCAAGGACGUUCGGGCGCAUCUUCUGGACCGGCGAUUUCCUCCGCCAAGCUCUGGAUUGACGGUGCAGAAGAGCAGUAUUGCACGCCAUGUCGCAGUCGGAAUGAAGGUCAAAAAAGUCCACGAGGUCGACAACUUUUCACGUUACGUGGAUAGACUGAUAUCAUAUAUAGCGAGCUCUGGUGAUCGCGAGAUAUCUCAUCUGGUUGACUUUGGUUCGGGGCAGAAUUACCUCGGCCGCGCACUUGCAGCCGAGCCUUACUCCAAGCACAUUGUAGCAGUGGAGAGCAAGCAGCACAACAUUGAAGGUGCAAAACACAUGGACGUCCUAGCCAAGUUAGUAGAUAAGCCGCUGAUAAUGCGCAACAAAAAAGAAUACCGCGCAGGUCUCUUGAGCAGCAACGACGAAGGCCAGAAAUGCGACUCUGAUGACUGUACGAGCUCUCCCAGUACCCCUUCAAGUAAUGGAUCCCGGUCAACGACGACCGCCGCGGAAGAUAAUGACGAAGGAAAGGAUGUGGCUGAGCAGAAGGCCGCGACCACCACUUUACAAGUCUACACCGAAGGCCAAGGUAGCGUUCAGUAUGUAGAGCAUCGUAUAUCAGAUGGUAAUCUACGCCCUGUCGUGGAACAGGUCAUAGAUACAUCUCGAGUUCAAGGUGCGCCAGUCUCAUCUCAACCGAGCGUGGUCGCUCAGCUUAGUGAUCCGCAAAACCUCCCAAAGUCCACCGAGCCCAGUCUUAUGGUUAUAUCACUGCACUCCUGCGGCAAUCUCGUCCACCAUGGACUCCGCUCUCUCCUUCUCAAUCCCUCCGUCACAGCUGUUGCUAUGGUCGGAUGCUGCUACAAUCUUCUCACCGAGCGUCUCGGGCCACCAACUUACAAACUCCCAACUCUGCGAGCCAGCCAUCCUCGUCUCGUUUCGACUUCAACAGCUUUCGAUCCUCACGGAUUCCCUAUGUCAGAGCGUCUAGUCAAUUAUCCCCUUCAUACCCCUGAUUCUGCCCACGACCUGAACAGCAAUGGAGGAAGGGGUAUCCGACUCAACAUUACUUCCAGGAUGAUGGCAGUUCAAGCACCCCAAAACUGGGGCAAGGAAGACAGCGAUCUCUUCUUCACUCGUCAUUUCUACCGUGCCCUCCUUCAACGCAUCUUCCUUGAUCGCGGCGUUGUAUCUGCGCCGGUUGAUGAUGGAGAUGUUGUCGGUGGGACAGCCUCUGCAGCUGGACAUACCAGUAAAGUAAACUGGACACCACCUAACGGAUUUGGACCUGGUAUUGGGCCCGAUGGCGGCACAAUGCCCCUCACCAUCGGCACGCUACGGCGAUUCUGCUACGAAAACUUUGUCUCGUACGUGCGCGGAGCUUUGACAAAGCUCACCACGCCAAACUCAUUUUGUGCGGUUGACCCUGCCUUCAUCUCCGAAAAGAUGGACGGUUUGACCGAUGAGAACAUUCUGGACUACGAAAAGCGGUACUCUGAGCGAAAGAAGGAGCUUAGUGUGAUGUGGAGCCUGAUGGCAUUCAGUGCUGGUGUCGUGGAGGCGGUGAUCGUGGUGGAUCGAUGGCUGUGGUUGAAGGAGCAAAAGGAAGUACAACAUGCGUGGGUGGAGCCCGUGUUUGAUUACAAAAUGAGCCCGAGGAACCUCGUGGUGGUGGGAAUAAAGAAGUAGCUGAGAAACUUGAUAAAGAAGAUUGCCUAUAUAUGAUAGGCCACCUGGGCGCGAAUUAGCCAAGCUUGGAAUAAUCGCGUCGCAUUGUCUAAAACAAAUCAUUUUCUAGGUUCUAGCAGGCCAUGGUAGAUUGCUCCUUCAGCUGGAUAAAUUCGUGGUACGGACCAUAGAUCGGCAUAAUCAUCUUCACUCUCAAAACCAGUAGUGGGGGUACCUGUGCUUUUAAUACUAACGCAAUAGACUGCUGUUUUGCCAUCGUUAUACCACCGUCUAUGGUGGUCCAGCUG
Molecule: messenger RNA, 2350 nt
Organism: Mytilinidion resinicola
Lineage: Eukaryota; Fungi; Ascomycota; Dothideomycetes; Mytilinidiales; Mytilinidiaceae
Exons: 2
Coding region: 45-2063 (672 amino acids)
Source: RefSeq, a predicted model, not a curated record